This is a messenger RNA of Symphalangus syndactylus (siamang), 1509 nucleotides long. It is a transcript of the gene ZNF232, whose product is annotated as zinc finger protein 232. Lineage: Eukaryota; Metazoa; Chordata; Mammalia; Primates; Hylobatidae. Gene Ontology annotation, biological process: regulation of transcription by RNA polymerase II. Gene Ontology annotation, molecular function: RNA polymerase II cis-regulatory region sequence-specific DNA binding; DNA-binding transcription factor activity, RNA polymerase II-specific. The record is from RefSeq and is a predicted model, not a curated record.
AUGGAGGCCGAGGCGGCGACCUGCGCAGGCGCAAACCUGCAGCUGGGGUGAGGGCUGUAAGUGGCGCGGUUCGGGGCAGCGCCCCGAUGGAACCUCUUAGUCCUGUGAGGGGGCCCUUGCAAGAUUCCAGCUGGUAUGAGCCUUCUGCAGAGCUAGUGCAGACUAGAAUGGCUGUAUCAUUAACAGCAGCUGAAACUCUGGCCCUUCAGGGUACACAGGGACAAGAGAAGAUUAUGAUGAUGGAACCAAAGGAAGAGGAACAGUCUUGUGAGUAUGAGACCAGGCUAGCUGGGAACCACUCUACCAGUCAAGAGAUCUUCCGCCAACGCUUUAGGCAUCUCCGCUACCAGGAGACUCCUGGUCCCCGGGAGGCCUUGAGCCAACUACGAGUACUCUGCUGUGAGUGGCUGAGGCCAGAGAAACACACGAAGGAGCAGAUCCUGGAGUUCCUGGUGCUGGAACAAUUCUUGACCAUCCUGCCUGAGGAGCUCCAAUCCUGGGUGCGGGGACAUCACCCUAAGAGUGGAGAGGAGGCUGUGACUGUGCUGGAGGAUUUAGAGAAAGGACUUGAACCAGAGCCGCAGGUCCCAGGCCCUGCACAUGGACCUGCACAGGAAGAGCCAUGGGAGAAGAAGGAAUCUCUGGGAGCAGCCCAGGAAGCACUGAGCAUCCAGCUCCAGCCUAAGGAGACCCAGCCUUUCCCAAAGAGUGAACAGGUAUAUUUACAUUUUCUGUCAGUUGUUACAGAAGAUGGCCCAGAGCCCAAGGACAAAGGAUCAUUGCCACAACCACCCAUUACUGAAGUGGAAUCACAGGUGUUCUCAGAAAAACUUGCUACUGACACCUCUACAUUUGAAGCUACCUCUGAGGGUACCUUAGAACUGCAGCAGAGAAAUGCCAAAGCGGAGAGACUGAGGUGGUCCCCUGCCCAGGGGAAAGGUCUCAGGCAGAUGGUUGUCACCCAUAAGGAAAUCCCCACAGGGAAGAAAGACCAUGAAUGUAGCGAAUGUGGUAAAACCUUCAUUUAUAACUCACAUCUUGUUGUCCACCAGAGAGUUCAUUCUGGAGAGAAACCCUAUAAGUGUAGUGACUGUGGGAAAACUUUCAAACAGAGCUCAAACCUUGGUCAGCAUCAGAGAAUUCAUACAGGAGAGAAACCCUUCGAAUGUAAUGAAUGUGGGAAGGCCUUCAGGUGGGGUGCUCAUCUUGUUCAGCAUCAGAGGAUUCACUCAGGAGAGAAGCCCUAUGAGUGUAAUGAGUGUGGGAAGGCCUUUAGUCAAAGCUCCUAUCUAAGUCAGCAUCGGAGAAUUCACAGUGGAGAGAAACCUUUUAUAUGUAAAGAAUGUGGGAAAGCUUAUGGAUGGUGCUCAGAGCUCAUUAGACAUCGGAGAGUUCAUGCCAGAAAAGAGCCUUCCCAUUGAAUUGAAGGGGAGAACAUCUCCAGACAGAAUUCUACAUUGGUCUAAUCUACUUUAGGACUGGAUCCCAUAAAAGUUGUAAGCUCCUUAA